Molecule: messenger RNA, 4626 nt
Organism: Plectropomus leopardus (leopard coralgrouper)
Lineage: Eukaryota; Metazoa; Chordata; Actinopteri; Perciformes; Serranidae
Gene: ints6l
Product: integrator complex subunit 6 like
Biological process (GO): snRNA 3'-end processing
Cellular component (GO): integrator complex
Source: RefSeq, a predicted model, not a curated record
UAGAGAGAGAGCAGAGGCAACGGCCCUCUUCAGGAGGGGGGGCUUAUUAUAACAAAUAUAUACACACAUGUGCGAACUGUUUGGCCGCACGAUAGGUCACAUGUGUAUAACAGUAAUUUUAGAAAAGCAUACAAGCGCGGCUUUACAUUUAAAAUGCCUAUUUUACUUUUCCUGUUAGACACGUCCGCCUCUAUGAAUCAGCGCACUUAUUUGGGUACGACGUAUCUGGACGUUGCUAAAGGCGCGGUUGAGGUCUUUAUGAAGCUGCGUGCCCGAGACCCGGCUAGUAGAGGCGACAGGUACAUGCUAGUUACAUUCGAUGAUCCACCAUACGGAGUGAAGGCCGGCUGGAAGGAGAACCACGCCACCUUCAUGUGUGAGCUGAAGAACCUGCAGGCGUCUGGGCUGACUACAUUAGGUCAUGCUCUUCGCACGGCCUUCGACCUGCUUAACCUCAACCGGCUUGUCUCGGGAAUCGACAACUAUGGACAGGGCCGUAACCCGUUCUUCCUGGAACCAUCUGUGAUCAUCACCAUCACUGAUGGGAACAAGCUCACACACAGCUCCGGGGUGCCUGAUGAGCUGCACCUGCCUCUGAACUCUCCGCUGGCAGGCAGCGAGCUGACCAAGGAGCCUUUCCGCUGGGACCAGCGUCUGUUUGCGUUGGUGCUGAGACUGCCGGGAGCAGCCACUCCGGACACGGAGCAGCUCGGCAGCGUCCCCACAGAUGAGUCUGCCAUCACCCAAAUGUGUGAAGUCACUGGAGGGCGAUCGUACUGUGUGCGGACACAGAGGAUGCUGAACCAGUGUCUGGAGUCUCUGGUCCAAAAGGUUCAAAGCGGUGUUGUCAUUAAUUUUGAGAAGACGGGGCCAGAUCCACCUCUCAUCGGGGAAGACAACUCAUCGGAGCCAAGUCGUCCUGUGUCAUCCUUCAACCCGCAGCCGUGGCACAGCUGCCACAAACUCAUCUACGUGCGACCGAACCCAAAGACAGGGGUUCCAGUUGGGCAUUGGCCCAUACCAGAGUCCUUCUGGCCGGACCAGAAUUCUCCCACCCUGCCACCUCGCUCUGCACAUCCCAUGGUGCGUUUCUCUUGCGUGGACUGUGAGCCCAUGGUGAUCGACAAGCUUCCCUUUGACAAGUACGAACUGGAGCCAUCUCCGCUCACCCAGUUUGUUUUGGAAAGGAAGUCUCCACACAUGUGCUGGCAGGCGUUUGUUAACAGCAGCGGGAAACAGAAUGACCUGGGACAGCCAUUUGGCUACCUCAAAGCCAGCACCACUCUCACCUGUGUCAACCUCUUUGUGAUGCCUUACAACUACCCAGUACUUCUCCCACUCCUCGAUGAUUUGUUCAAAGUGCACAAACUAAAACCAAACCUCAAGUGGCGACAGGCUUUUGAGAUGUACCUGAAGACAAUGCCUCCGUACUACCUCUUGCCCUUAAAAAAGGCGUUGAGGAUGAUGGGUGCACCUAAUCUUAUUGCAGACACCAUGGACUGCGGCCUCAGUUACAGUGUUAUCUCUUACCUGAAGAAGCUCAGUCAGCAGGCAAAGAUGGAAUCUGAUCGUCUAAUCGUGUCUGUGGGGAAGAAGGCUCCCCAAGAAACUGGCAUAAAGGUGAAGAACCACUCCAGCUCUCUGUCUCUGGCCCACCGGCGGGACUUUAAGCAGUUGCUGCAGGGAAUCACCGGGGAGGGGCCCCUUCGCCUGGCGGACAUCAACUUCAAAGAGUUCGCUGGCUUCCAGAUCGCCCUGCUCAACAAGGAUGUGAAACCUCAAGUUUAUCGAAAUGCAUAUGACAUCCCGAGACGGAACCUUCUGGAUCAGCUCACCAGGAUGCGCUCCAAUUUGCUGCGGACGUCGCAAAAACUGAUCCGAGGGCAAGACGAAGACUAUCUGCACAGUAUCCCAGUGGCCCAGAUGGGAAACUAUCAGGAGUACCUAAAAAUGAUGCCGUCCCCUUUGAGAGAGAUUGACCCCGACCAACCGAAACGCCUGCACACAUUUGGGAAUCCUUUCAAGCAGGAUAAGAAGGGGAUGAUGAUCGAUGAGGCAGACGAGUUUGUAGCGGGGCCUCAAAAUAAGAAACGAGGACAUUCGGGCGAUUCCAACUCGGGUAACACGAUGAAGAGAAGGCGGAGCAUGUCUCCGUUACUGCGGCGGCCACAGACUCCACCAGCGAGCACCAACCAUGUGGUGGCGGGAAAGAGUCCGGUAGCCGUUCAGGGGCAGCAGAACCUCCUAAAACCCGUCCCACAGCACAAAGGAGUGGACGGCAACAACACAGUGAUCGCUGAGAGUAACGGUGACGGGGUUCUUGAGCCCGAGUCCGGGGAGAUGUGGACCGCCGAGAUGGACACUGUAGCAGAGAACGCAUCUCCACUGAGCCUGGAGGAGAAGGCCGGGCUGGGAGCAGCAGAUCGUGGAGAGGACAUCAACAUGACAGAAGAGAGACAAGCGGAAGAUCGUCUAGAUGAACAGCAGCCGGAGGAGAAACACAACUGUGACCGACUGAGUCCGCAGAGCCAACUGGACGACACUGAAGCCGACCCUGCGGUGCUGGAGACCAUCUUCAUACCUCCACUAGAUGGCAGCCAAGCAGAGCUGAGGAGUCAGAUCAUCAAGGAGGUCCGCAAACCUGGACGCAAUUUUGAGGCAAUACAUGGUCUGCUGCAGCAGGUGAAAGGAUCAGUUAAUGUUCAGAGGUACUUCAUCCAACACGCUAUCAAAGAGGCUGUCAGGUUCAAGAAGCGGGUACUGAUCCAGCAGCUGGAGGCGUCCCUCGCUGAGUUGGAGGAGAAGGCAGCGGCAUCCUCGCAGCUCCCCAACGAUCACGGCAGUUAGUGAUGGAGCCAGAUUUUCUUCGUUACUACAAAAGGGAAUAAAGCUCCUCUUUUAACAAACCUUUCACCACCGUAAAAGAGACAUUCUUGUUGACUAUUCCCAAAAAGACAAACUGACGAACUGGAGAGGGAGAGGACAAAUGCACUGAUGGCAGAUGUUCCCACUGUCCCUGUGCUGUUACAUCACAUCCUGUUAGAGGCAGAGGUCACAGGGUUUAACUGGAGGACAGGUCCACCGAGGAAAAUGACUUUAAGCAUAAUCCUCUUCGUAUUGACAGAUGCCUUAAACAUCCAUAUGGCUUUUGUCUGUAUCGGCACAUUGUUCACACACACACACACACACACACACACACACACACACACACACAGUAAGCCGUCAGAUCCUCAAAUAGCAGAGCAAACGGUGGACAGGUACAUUCCUGUUAUUGUUAUUUUUUAACAGACCUUUCUUCAGCUGGUCUGAAAAGUGUUUGUAAGACUGAUACUUCUUUUUUCCUAAGAAACAAAAUUUUGCAUUCAUGCAAAUUUUGGGCCAACACACAGGUCCACCUCAUAUUCUGAGUGUUACAUCUGCACAAAGGAUGCACUGAAGUUUUUUUCCUUACCUAAUUGAUUCUGUUUUUUAAUAUUUUUCUCAGCACAUCAGCUGAUACUGAUGUGCAGUGGCAUUAGAGGUGGGCGAUAUGGAUAAAACCAUGAGCAUAAAAUAAGUUCUAUGUUAUUAUGGGAUGUAUCAUCAAUUUUCUGAAGAUAAUACCCUGAUGGAAAUAUUUUUGCUAAACUUGUCAGUAACAAACAUGACUCUGGGUAUAUUUUGUCAUAUCGCCCAACUCUCAUCAGCACUUUUUUUUAAAUUUUGAAACUCCAAAAAGAGGUAAGAUUGCACAUGUAACCUGAUUUAUUGGCUUUUAAAAUCCGGUCCAUUUAGUUACUAUUUUGACAGUUUAUACUGACAUACUCUUGGAAAUAAACAUCACACAACAGUGCUUUUUAAAACUGAAAUAGAUGGACACCAACAGUAUGUAAAUGUAUUAGUGUUUUGGACUGAAUGUGGACCAUGUCCACAAGACAGUUGUCUUCUGUGGCUCAUUGAUUGAGCGUUAUCCUCCUCUUACCUGCCAUGACAGCAAUAGAACAUGAGUUCAGUGAAUGCAGCUGCUGGGAUCCUUUUAGGGUUUACUCCUCUAACCCCACAACACACACACACACACACACACACACACACACACACACACACACACACACACUCACUCAGAGUCCAGUAAAUCUUCCUUCACAAACACUCCAUUGAUUCCCAGAACUUUAACUGUAUUUGGAGGAGUUUGUGCAUGUGUCCGGGCUCAGUCGACAGUCACCUGUUGUGGAUUCUAACAGCUGGUUAUCCGCCCUCUGCUGCUUUUUCCAUGAACCCACGUUAGCACUCCUCCUUUAGUUUUCCUCGUUUCUAUGACAGAUGUACACUACUUUUUAAUGUUCAUAAGGAAUAUAGAUUAUUUUUGUGAAUUUGUUUAUUUCAGAGUAUAAGAAAUAUUUUGAAUUAAAUGUUUAAAGCCAAUUUUGUAAACUGUUAAAUACAUAUAUAAAACGGAAAGUUUUAUGAACCUACUCUUUUUUUACAAAACAAAAAAUAAACCAGUUAGAAUGGUACCUCCUGUUGUGUGUCAGUAUGUAUUUUUUAUAUUUGCAUAAACAUUAAUUUCAGUAGUGCCAAAUCUUGUCUGUAAAAUGUGACCUGCCCUUACUGGUUGUGAUCUUGUCCUUGUUCUAUCUGAAUAAUUUC